Molecule: messenger RNA, 2923 nt
Organism: Pezoporus occidentalis (night parrot)
Lineage: Eukaryota; Metazoa; Chordata; Aves; Psittaciformes; Psittacidae
Gene: NOX1
Product: NADPH oxidase 1
Exons: 13
Coding region: 872-2566 (564 amino acids)
Biological process (GO): superoxide anion generation; defense response
Cellular component (GO): plasma membrane; NADPH oxidase complex
Molecular function (GO): superoxide-generating NAD(P)H oxidase activity
Source: RefSeq, a predicted model, not a curated record
CAAUGGAGCCGGGAAGAGGCAGGAGCAUGGCAGGACAGGGGCCUGCCUCAUCCUGCACCUCCCUCAGCGUGGCCAUGGCCGCGGGCCAGGCGCGAGGCGGUGAGGAGCAAUCCUGCCCAACCUGUUCCUCCAGGCCCCAGCUGCUGUUCCCAGCCAAGCACCCAGCACCGCAGGGCUCAGGACGCUGCAGUGGAGGGCAGGCAGGAGAGGAAGGGUGGCCGGCACAGCAGCAGGGAUGCUGAUGUGACCCGGGCAUCCCGGUGCCAAAUCAGGAGUGUGCCCCCCCCCUCCCCAGCAUCCUUUGUGGGGUCAGCUCAGUUAGGAGGAUGCUGGUGCCAGGCUGAGGGUGCUCAUGGAGGUGCAGCACCGCUGGUGCUCAGUCUUAAUUCACCCACCCUGGAGUGGAUCCCUGGGUUGGAUCCUGGCAUCAGCACAGUGCUGGGGUGCUUCUCCUCCUCCUCCAAUGGUUUCUUUCACAGAGGCAGUGAAGGCUGGUGAGGAAGGCCGGGAGCAGCACAACAGAGCUGAACCCUCUGCACCUUCCUCCCACCAGGAAAUUCCCUUCAGAAAAGCCCAAUUUGUCCCCAGAUAGUGCAAACAUGCACAAGGAGCACCCUGAUGCCCUGCAGCACCCAGCCAUGGUGCCAUAGGGAACCCCUCCACGGUGACUGUACCCAUCCAGCGCAGGGGACUGAUGUCAGGGCUGUCUGCUGGGGUCAGCCCUGCCUUCCUGGAAGGCAGCCUUUGAAACCAGCCCGCAUUUCCUCAAAGGCUCCUCAGGGGAAAGUCCCUGAGGAGCUGCUCCCAUGGCCAGGGCUGCCACUGCCUCCAUAAAGCCCCGGGCAGGCAGCACCGGACCUGACAGUGCACCAUGGGCAACUGGCUGGUCAACCACUGGUUCUCUGCUGCGGUCCUCGCAGCCUGGCUGGGCAUCAACAUCUUCCUCUUCACUUACUACUUCCUGUUCUUCGACCGGGAUGCGCGGUAUUUCUACACCAGGGCCAUCCUCGGGUCCGCCUUGGCAUGGGCUCGAGCAUCAGCCAAGUGCCUCAACUUCAACAGCAUGCUGAUCCUGCUGCCCGUGUGCCGCAACCUCCUCUCCUUCCUCCGCGGGACCUGCUCGUGCUGCCGGCGGACACUGCGGAAGCAGCUGGACCACAACCUCACCUUCCACAAGCUGGUGGCGUACACCCUGGCCCUGCUCACAGCCGUGCACACCAUUGCCCACCUCUUCAACCUGGAGCGCUACAACGGCAGCCAGCAGGCCACGGACAGCAGCCUGCCCGCUGUCCUCUCCAAGAUGCACCUGCAGGGCAGCAACAAGUGGCUGAACCCCAUCCACUCCAACCAGACGACCGUCGAGUACGUGGCCUUCACCACCAUCCCAGGGCUGACAGGGGUCAUCAUCACACUGGCACUCAUCCUCAUGGUCACCUCCUCCACCGAGUUCAUCCGCAGGAACUACUUUGAAGUCUUCUGGUACACACAUCACCUCUUCAUCAUCUACUUCGCUGGGCUUGUCAUCCAUGGCAUCGCCGGGCUGGUGCGUGGACAGACAGAGGAGAGCAUCAAGGAGGUGCAUCCACACCACUGCGCCCAGUACCUCACACACAAGGACAAGCACUGCAACCAUGACUGCUGCAAGGACCCCGAGUUUGGGAGCAUCCCUGCUGAGUCCUGGAAGUGGGUCCUGGCCCCUGUCCUCCUCUACAUCUUCGAGCGGAUCCUGCGGGUCUGGCGUGCGCGGCAGAAGGUGGUUGUCACCAAGGUGGUGAUGCACCCUGCCCGCGUGCUGGAGCUGCAGAUGCAGAAGAAGGGGUUCCGCAUGGAAGUGGGGCAGUACAUCUUUGUCAACUGCCCCUCCAUCUCCCUGCUGGAGUGGCAUCCCUUCACCCUCACCUCUGCGCCCGAGGAGGACUUCUUCUCCAUCCACAUCCGAGCGGCUGGAGACUGGACCGAGCGCCUCAUUGACACCUUCCAGCAGCAGAAGCUGGAGAUGCCCAGGAUCGAGGUGGAUGGUCCCUUCGGCACAGCCAGCGAAGACGUGUUCCAGUAUGAGGUAGCCAUGCUGGUGGGUGCAGGUAUCGGUGUCACCCCUUUUGCCUCUGUCCUGAAGUCCAUCUGGUACAAGUUCCAGCAGGGUGACCAGACCCUCAAGACCAAGAAGAUCUACUUCUACUGGCUCUGCCGGGACACAGGGGCCUUUGCCUGGUUCAAUGACCUGCUUGCCUCGCUGGAGCAGAAGAUGGCCGAGUCGGGCAAGGCUGACUUCCUCACCUACCGCCUCUUCCUCACUGGCUGGGACACCAGCAUUGCCAACAACGUGGCGCUGCGCUUCGACACUGCUGUGGACACAGUGACGGGGCUCAGGCACAAAACCAUCUUCGGGCGGCCCAUGUGGAACAGUGAGUUCACAGCAAUAGCUGCAGCACACCCCAGGUCGGUGGUUGGUGUGUUCCUCUGCGGGCCGGGGGCCUUGGCGAAGAGCCUGCAGAAGUCUUGCCACCAGCACUCCAGCCUGGACCCCAGGAAGGUCAAAUUCUACUUCAACAAGGAGAACUUCUAAGAGGCAGCCAGAAUGGGAGCCCCGCGGGCAGGGGACCACGCAUCUCACCUCAUCCCCCGUGCCUGGGGUAAGCAUCUCCUGAUGGGUACGUGCACUGAAGCCAGGCGAGACAAGGCAAGAAUCCUUCUCCAUGAGAAACUUGAGGGUCAAAGACUGCUCGGCAUGGAUCCCCAUUGAUAAACCAGAGGCACAUGCUGCGAUGAUGCUGCUGCAGCAGUGGGAAGAAGCAGGAGCACCCAGCAGGCUGGGCAGAACUGUGGGACAGGGAGGGGACAUGGCCGUGCUGAGCAGGCACUGGGGAUAAGCGUGUCCCUCCGGGUUUAAGCAGUCCUCUGCGUGAAAGGGCACAUUAAACCU